Molecule: messenger RNA, 618 nt
Organism: Paraglomus occultum
Lineage: Eukaryota; Fungi; Glomeromycota; Glomeromycetes; Paraglomerales; Paraglomeraceae
Source: the annotation of a GenBank genome assembly
AUGUCUUGGUAUUGGAUCGAGAACCCCUGUACACACUUUAACAAAUUCUUUCGAAGAUUUUAUCACAUUCGAAUUAAUGAGCCCAGAGACUUUCAAGGAAACCCUUUGUGUGGUCGACUGCUGGAGAGAGUGUGGCAAAUGGAGUUUUACCAUGCAGCAAGGCAACUGCUUCCAAAGGAUGUACAUAUUUCUCCAGACGUUGGCGCUGUUUUUGCUUCAGAGGGCUGGAUGGACUUCUAUGUUGAUGACGAACAUGAAUGGAUGAUAGAGCUAGUUCGAGAUGGUGAAAAGCACCGAGAGAAGAUGAAGGAGGACGGGCUGUAUGGUUCAAUUCUGAAAUGUGCUAAGCAUCAUGCAAUUGUGGAUAUUAGAAGUGGAGUGGAUAGACCCCGCAACCUGAAAUCAGGCAGCUACUAUCAUCGCAAUGGGGGGGAGGGUGCAAAGAGGCCUAUAUUACUAGAUACAGGGGAGUAUGAUAAAAAGAUAAGUACCAAGGAAGUGAGAGGACAUGACUGUCAUGAGAGUCUGAAUAUGUCUGAACGUCACGGACUCUGGACUAAAAUGCCAUCCUUCAUUCACGGUUUUGACCACGCGUUUCAGUUAUCACUUAGAAUUUGA